UGCUCAACAGAGGGCGCAGAACGCCAGCCAUUCCGUAUGGUUUACCCGCAAUGAUUGAUGCUGCCGUUCAUACCACAUCCCGGUAGAACCGUCGGCUACACCGCGCGGCCGUCAUGGUUGUUUUAGCGGAUCUCUAAUGUCGGCUUUUUCCUCCUCUGAAUUCAGUUCACUCACACGCGCACGAGCGUUUCCGCUCGCGGAGCCUCGCGACCAGCUGUGCUGUUGAACGGCGGAGGCAGGAGGAUGGCACUGCGUUGGACGCUCGGUCUGUAUUUGUCCUCGGUGGUCUAUUAAGAUUUUAAUUAGCUGAUAACAUACGGUUGACGUUUACGGCGGAUUGGUGUGGCAGCGACGAUAAACGCACCGCUCUGAUUAUGGGAAAGGAGUUCAGGUUUGAAGACCCCUGAUCAUAUCGGCUGCAAGGCCAAACAGGGGACUUGUACCUGAAGAGGGACGACUAACAUUGAGACUGGAAGACCCUCUCUCCACACUGACACUGCUUCACCUAUCACUCCAUCAUCACUGCCAUGUCCAUACCCAGUGGCAGCCCAGAGAAAGAGGGCUCCAGUGGGGCUCUCCCUCAGCUAGAGUGCCCCUCUUCCCCUCCUGGCAUGGACCCAGAUCCCACGUCAAUGGGCAGCCCAGUGCUCAGCCCAGACUCAUCCUCUCAUGAUGCAGUGCUGUCAGCACCAGCUGCUUCCCCAGCCGACUCGGAGAACCUAAGUCCCGAUGAGCUGGAGCUGCUCGCCAAACUCGAGGAGCAGAACAGGUUGCUGGAGGCCGAUUCCAAGUCCAUGCGCUCGAUGAGCGGCUCUCGGCGCAACAGCGGCUCCUCGCUGGUGUCCAGCUCCUCAGCUUCCUCCAACCUGUCACACCUGGAGGAGGAUACCUGGAUCCUGUGGGGCCGCAUCGUCAACGAGUGGGAAGAGUGGAGACGCAAAAAGGACAAACUCCUGAAGGAGUUGAUCAGAAAGGGCAUCCCUCAUCAUUUCCGGGCCAUCGUCUGGCAGCUGCUGGGCAACGCCACUGACAUGCCGGUGAAGAACCAAUACUCUGAGCUGCUGAAGAUGUCGUCCCCCUGCGAGAAGCUCAUCCGCAGAGACAUCGCCCGCACUUACCCUGAGCAUGAGUUCUUCAAAGGCCAGGACAGCCUGGGGCAGGAAGUCCUCUUCAAUGUCAUGAAGGCGUACUCUCUGGUUGAUCGAGAGGUGGGCUACUGCCAAGGAAGCGCAUUCAUCGUUGGUCUGCUGCUUAUGCAGAUGCCCGAGGAAGAGGCGUUUUGUGUUUUUGUGCGUCUGAUGCAGGAGUACCGCCUGAGGGAGCUGUUCAAACCUAGCAUGGCGGAGCUGGGCCUCUGCAUCUACCAAUUUGAGUAUCUGCUCCAGGAGCAACUUCCAGAGCUGAACGUCCAUUUUCGAUCCCAGAGUUUCCACACAUCCAUGUACGCCUCGUCCUGGUUCCUCACCCUUUUCCUCACCUUUCUCCCUCUGCCUGUUGCCACACGAAUCUUUGAUAUUUUCAUGUAUGAGGGCCUAGAGAUUAUCUUUCGUGUGGGCCUGGCCAUCCUGCAGUACAACCAGACUGACCUCAUUCAGCUGGACAUGGAGGGCAUGUCACAGCAUUUCCAGAAGGUGAUCCCCCACCAGUUUGACAGCUGCCCAGACAAGCUGGUCCUCAGGGCCUACCAGGUUAAAUAUAACCCCAAGAGGAUGAAGAAACUUGAAAAAGAAUAUACUACAAUCAAGAAUAAAGAAAUGGAGGAGCAAAUUGAGAUUAAGUGUAGGUUACGCACAGAAAACAGGCUGUUGAACAGAGUCGAGACGCUGGAGAAGGAAAGUGCCGCUCUGGCAGACAGACUGAUACAGGGUCAGGUGACAAGGGCGCAGGAAGCAGAGGAGAACUACGUGAUCAAGCGGGAGCUGGCGGUGGUGAGGCAGCAGUGUAACACUGCCAGCGAGAGUCUCGAGAAAGCUCAGGACACCAUCAGAGAGCUGCAGCAACAGAAGUACACGGAGCAAUUUGUGAACAGUCUGCAGACGCAACUGGAGCAGUCCAGACUGCGCGAGGCUGAGCUGCUGGGGGCCCUUAAGGAAAUGCAAGACAAGGUCCUUGAUCUGGAGAAGAGGAGCAGCUGUCUACCUGAUGAGAACAACAUGGCAGUUCUGCAGGAGGAGGUGAAGCAGAUGAAGCUGAGGGAGCUGGAGAUGCUGCGCUCAUUCACAGAGAUGCAGGACACUAUCACUGAGCUCAACCAGCGCUGGCAGCACCACAUGUCGCGUGCAGGCAGCACAGGCGGCGGGGGCGGCCACUGGAAGGAAUCACCGAAGAAGAACGCCAUGAACGAGCUGCAGGACAAACUGAUGACGGUCAGACUGAGGGAGGCCCAGGCUCAGGCUGAGCUCCGGGAGGUCAAACUCAAAGCCCUGCAGCUGGAGAGCCAGAACCAGAUUAACAGCAAGCUGAUUGGUCGCAAUGAACAAGAACGUUCCGCCUUGCAGGACCGACUCCAGAUGCUGGCCAAUCAGAACAAAGCUCUCCAAGCCCAACUCAACGAGAUGAAAAGGAAGCAGGCCGAGUCUGACUGCAAGAGUAAAGAAGAGGUGAUGGCAGUGCGACUGAGGGAAGCAGACAGUAUGGCUGCCGUGGCUGAACUCAGGCAGAAGAUCGCUGAACUUGAGAUACAGAAGGAGGAAGGACUGAUCCAGGGCCAGCUGAACCACUCAGACUCCAGGCAGUACAUCAACCAGCUCCGGGACCAGAUUGCUGAGCUCAAGAACGAGAUUAGGCAGUUGCGAGGACAGAAGGCAGUCCCCAGGGUCAGCACUGGAGGAAGCACCAACUACCAGGAUCUCUGCCUGACCAGCCCCGCCUCCGCCGAGGGGGACUACCUAAGCUCAGAUGAGGAUCUCCUCCCCAGCCCACUGCCUGCCAGUGCCCUUUACUCCACCCUGUCCGGCCCAUGUCAUCCAUCUGCACGCCUCGACAGCGAAGGCAGCACGGACAGCGAGGCAGAGGAGCGGGUGCAGACACAUCCGGACCCGCAGCAGCUGUAUGGCAGCAUAGUGUGCGCUGAGGCACUGGAUAACUGAGACCAGGAGGAGGUGUGAAAGUUUCAUUAUUUUGAUUAUUUUGACCUAAAAAAGACGCUGGACCUCUACUGGGCAGGACUGCUACUGUAAACUGGAACUGUAUUAACGAAUCCAGUCCUCCUCCUCAACUUUUCCAGUGUUUACCUUUAACUUGAUGCAGACAUAGUGGCAUUGAUUGGACCUCUACUGAUCAUCACUCGUCGUCUCCGCUCCUGUUACUGUCUCCACCACCCUGUUCCCCACACAGUCAGAUCCUGUGUUCCCAGUGUUCAUGUAAAGCCUCUCUCCUUGUUCCCAUGUGUAACUGCACCGGAAACAACAUAUCCAUUCAAACACAAACAUAUGACACACAAACAAUGGACUAAACUGGACCAGCGAAAGUGUUGAUGCUGCUCGAGAUUGACCGCUGGACAUGAAUCUGUGACUGUGGAGUGAAAAAUGGGUAGACAGAGAGGGAAUAACUCUUCCGUCUCCCUAUAUAAACUGAGUGAUAGACACUCGACACACUGUAUGCUCUGCCUGCCCUAAUGUAACUCUCCUUCCUGAUUGUGUCAGAGUUAAAUUCAUCUGUAUUCUCUCUUUUUCCCUUUUAUGCAUCUCAUUAGGAAGUCACACACAAGAACCUUUUGUCAGCCUUCUCUUUACCUCUCAAUUAAACCAAGUGUUAAAAAGAACUUUCCAAAGGAGUAGAGGUGCAGUGUAGGAACAUGUACACAUCAGACUGUAGGAAUAUCACAAGAUGGUGUUCACAAAUGAAUCAUGAACACUUUCACAUACUAAAUGUGUGUGUUUUCUGUGUCUGUGGCUUGCAGAAGAAGGUAAGUAAAUACAGCAGUUCAUGUCAAAAAAUUCAUCAUAACCCACAAAAAGGAAGAAAGAAACUAAAUGUUGCCAAAUGUUUUGUUUUGUUUUUUUAAAUUAUUCAUAUCUUGUAAUUUAUUUUGAUAUUUUAUUUUAUUUUUAUAUAUCUAUAUGAUACUGUAGGAGUGUAGAGAUAGAGACAGGGGCCAAACUUUCUACACCGUCCUUUGUGCCAACUAGUCGUCUGUUACAGUUUUUCAGAAACGGAAAAUGUGCUGCUAUGAUUUUGGAUUUACUUUUGUUUGUUUGUUUGUUUUUUUUUUCUGUGAGCUGAAGAUAUAACUUCCCGUUUACUCUGUGCAGACUGAUUGAAUUUGAAAUGUGAGCAAUUUAACUCGAUUCCUUCCUGGAGCUUCUCAGCAUUCAGUGUGAUGCUUGUUAUGAUGCUGAACAGUUCGGUCUACUUCAAAACCAAGCAUUAUCAUUGUGUAUGUGUGAGUUAAAGGAAUCGUUUGACAUUUUAAAGGGGAUACAUUUGUCCACCUUCCUGCUGAGAGUUAGAUGAGAAGAUCGACACCACUCGUCUGUCUAUUAUUAUUAUUCCGCCAGGAGAUAGUUAGCUUAGCCAGUGGGGAACUAACUUUUGCUGAACAGUGGGCACAAGUGGCAAAAUAUAAAAUGAUGUUAACACAAGGAGAAAGAAGUUAUAAAGUCUGUGAAUUGACUCCGUAACAUUAAUUACAAAUACAGAGCAAUGUCUGGCUAAGUUUUGCUCAUGCUAGCUAAAAUUAUAAAGUCAGAUACAUAAUUAAAGAUACAUAAUUGUGAGAUGCAUUAAAUAAAUCAGAUAUAAUCCUAUUCUUAUAUAUAACUACACGUGGUGGAUUUUGUUGCAUUAGGACAGAACUUAGGCUAGUUCUUCACCCUUGUUUUCAGUCUUUAUGUUAUGCUAAGCUAACCAUCUCCUGGCUGUACAGACAAACAUAAAAGUGGUACCAGUCAUCUCAAUUAGGCGAAUAAACCCAUUUCCCUAUUUCUUUAGUUAUCAUUGUCCCAUACAUGCAAAAAAAAUAAAAAAACAAAAAAUCCAGGUAACAGUGCUGAUCUGGAGUCACCAGUUCAUGUGCUCGUAUCACUUUCUUUUAGCUACAACUGCACAUGUGGGCCAAUGAAAGGGGAGGGAGUAGUUCAUAUUGUAAAGAUGCAGUCAUAACUGGGGAGUGUAUGGAUGGAAAAUAUUUUACAUAUCAAACAUAAGUAUAUUCUGUGUACAAAAUAGGGUGUAAAAUGUAUGGAGAAUAUACAGUGCAAGAGGAACAUAAGUAUAUAGAUAAGAUUUAAAGCUGUAUCACUGUCAGUCCAGAUGGUGUGAGGUCUGAGUGUGUACAGUCAGACCUCAUUUAUCAAACAGGGUGUCAUAUGUAGAGCAGUGAUCUGCUUUUUGCACUACAAAGAAAUAGAAACUCUCUGCCCUUGACAUAAGCACUGAGCGGUUGUGUGGAUUCAUGGUGGGAUCAUUUCUGAUUAAAUUGAGCUCUCCAGAGGGACCUUGACAUUAUCUGAGUAUUUCGCUUCAAUAUUAUUCAUCCAACUUUGUUAAUCCUUGGACUGAUGUUGAAGAAUUUGUCUCUAAAGGCCCACUUUCUGCUUCAGUGAAUGAAAGGUAGAGGAGAUAAGUGAUGUCAUCCUCGGAGAAAUAAGGAAACAGGACCUUCCAGCAAUGGCCAUCCAAGAGCUAAAGAGGAUGUUGGUUUGCCCACCUUACUGUUGCAAGUAACAGCUUUUUAGUGGUGAUUGGUGGGUGUCACAACUGAAAUCUCGACAAUGAAAUCAGUGUUUGGAUAUCGUCAGACCAAGUGAGUGUAUACCAAAUGGUUUCAGUUGAGUUCCUUUUCGUUCUUUGGGUGUACAGAAUGUGUCAUCGGUUCUGUUGAGCAUGAGAUUUAGGCCUUUAGAUUAAUUUACUUAGAGUUAUAACUAGCUGAAUUUCUCACUUCAAGUUAUAAUCCUCAAGAUUUUCUUUCUAACAAAUGUAUUUGUUAAUAUUUCUGGCUGGAAAAAGCUAUUCAUUGCACUUGCUUUCUAUAAUUACCUCUCUAUGUAACAGUUGUCAAUGUUACUGGUGGUGUCAUUGUGGGGUUCAAAGGAUUUACAGGAAAAGAUGCAUGCAUGUACUAUACAUGGCGCAUGUAUACUUUUCAUGUAAUGCACAAUGAAAAGUUGGAUCAUGAGUUAUUAAAUGGACACAUACAUUGUCAGGACUUUUUGAGGAAACAGACAAAUAACUUUUGGCUACAACCUGAUAUUCACAGUCUCCUUGUGCUGUGAUUGGUCAGCUGUGUAGAAAUGAGAAAAUGUGAUGCAUUCAAAAUUCAUUCUCGGUACCAUUUCUGAUUUAAACAAUGUUAUCUCACUUAGUCUUAAAUCCUCUCAGCCCAUGAUUUGUUUGGUUGUGCUGGAUAAACAUACAGACUUUUUCUGUUGCGUUUCUGACAGCGUAACCACCCCAAGCAUGUUUCAGACUGACCUCUGUGAGCUGUAUUGUUAAAACACAUUCGUCAUUACCACCACUAAACACAGGUGAUGCCAGAUCCACCACAACUGAAAUCUUAAGGAUUAUAACUAUUAAUAUUCCAGUUUGGAUUUGAAUCAGUAAUCAAAAUGUAUAGACUUCUUAUGAGCUUUCAUUCAGGGCUUUCCAAAAUUAACCCUAAUCUUGACCCAGAUCAGUGCUCAGUGUCCUUCAGCACAUUUUAACACAUCUGUACACUGACAUUCAGUGAUGGUGCUCUGUUCUCACCACUGUCUAAAUACAACUAUCUACUGUGAUGAAACAUUUUGAUAUGUUUGUAAAUUACUUUUGGAUAUGGUACUAGCUCUCAUCUUUAAUAUUAUUUUUACAGUUACCAUCAGUACUAUGGUUUCUCCUGAUAACUGCAUUACAAGAUGAUCAUGAUUAAACAUCAUAUUGUGCCAUAAAAAUGAGUAGGUUUACACACUAUGCUAAAUGACUUCAUAUAUGUUCAACAAGGGUCACGCGUCAUUGAACAGCCACGUAAUAUAAAGUGAAUUUUGUGUGGGUUCAAAUGAAAUCACACUGUGUUGCUCCAGGUUUAUCAUCUUGAAACUGGAACAUCCACGUGUUCCCCGAUUUAAUGCAGGAAAUAAGGUAAUACAGUGUGUCACAUGUGAGUGUUUCCUCACAGACAGUAAGAAAAAACAGACAUCCUGGUUAGUCUGGUUUCUCGGCUUUCUCGGAUUUCUGUGCUGUAUGUGAUGGCUGUUUGAUAUUCACAGUAUCAUACCCAAGAACCUUGUCCAUCCUCUCUCUUUCUGUCUUGCAAUUCAACUGAUGUUGUUACUGAAAUAUAUUAAAUAGCAGUAAAGAUUAUAUAAAUUCCAGUAUGAUGGGGAACAAAUACAUUUCAGUGUUCUGUAUCUUAUGAAUGAUACAAAAUAAACUUUGACAUAGCACCUUUGCAAAGGCCUGAUUGUGUUUUUAUUGUUUUUCACUUGAAGUUCUCACGCAGU
Messenger RNA from Scatophagus argus, 7421 nucleotides. Its product is annotated as EVI5-like protein. The record is from RefSeq and is a predicted model, not a curated record. Lineage: Eukaryota; Metazoa; Chordata; Actinopteri; Scatophagidae.